CAAAUGGCUAAUGCCGGCAUUCAAAUGCCACUGGAGGGUGGUCUCACCUGAGACGCCGGUGGCCUUAGCUUUCGGGCCGGUGGCGGCCGGGAAAUACGGCCCGGAUUUGACGCUAUGGAAUGGGCUUUACGGCCGCGGCGACGUAUACCGAACUCUUCUCCGGGAAUCGACGGCGGCGCUGCUUAACUCUUACAACAGCAUAAGGUUCCCUUACCCGACGCUAACUGUGGUCAGUAAUAUGAAUUCAGCUCUCCUUGGCUCUCAAAGGGAAGCCUUGAUGACGGCGUUAAGAUUCCGGCGAGCUAACUCCGGCAUCUCCGGCCGUUCAACGGUCGCCUGCAAUUUUACUCCUUGUUCUUGAGGACGGAUCUCUGUUUUAUGGUUAUUACAUGCUUAUUAUACUUUGUUGCUUCCAUCUUCCGUUUAUGAAUGAGUAUAUUGUGGUCA
This is a messenger RNA of Dendrobium catenatum, 447 nucleotides long. RefSeq lists its product as uncharacterized. Lineage: Eukaryota; Viridiplantae; Streptophyta; Magnoliopsida; Asparagales; Orchidaceae. The record is from RefSeq and is a predicted model, not a curated record. The annotation marks the transcript as partial. The transcript has a single exon.